Alnus glutinosa is the source of this 459-nucleotide messenger RNA. RefSeq lists its product as uncharacterized. The transcript has 2 exons. Bases 1 to 459 code for a protein of 152 amino acids. The record is from RefSeq and is a predicted model, not a curated record. Lineage: Eukaryota; Viridiplantae; Streptophyta; Magnoliopsida; Fagales; Betulaceae.
AUGGCAUCAUACGAGGCGUUGUAUGGACGCAAAUGUAGAUCACCUCUGUAUUGGGAUGAAGUUGGCGAGAAUCGGUUUUUGGGGCCAGAGUUGGUACAAGAGAUGAAAGAGAAGAUUGGACUUAUUCGUAAGCGGAUGCUCACCGCUCAGAGCCGACAGAAAAGUUAUGCGGAUAAGCAUCGCAGUAAGCUCGAGUUCACAGUUGGUGACCUUGUAUAUCUAAAGCUACGAAAGUGUGUUCACGAUCCAUCACAAGUAAUACGUCAUGAGCCUCUUAACAUUCAGCCUAAUUUGACGUAUGAAGAGUUGCCAGUGCAAAUUUUGGAUCGCAAGGAGCAACAGUUGAGGACUAGGACCAUUCCUCUCGUGAAGAUUUUAUGGAGGAAUUACGGGAUUGAGGAAGCAUCAUGGGAGCUGGAGCAGCAGAUGCAGGAUAAGUAUCCACACCUAUUCGAGUAA